Rhagoletis zephyria (snowberry fruit fly) is the source of this 1365-nucleotide messenger RNA. Its product is annotated as claspin-like. Gene Ontology annotation, biological process: mitotic G2 DNA damage checkpoint signaling; mitotic DNA replication checkpoint signaling; activation of protein kinase activity. Gene Ontology annotation, molecular function: anaphase-promoting complex binding. NCBI's taxonomy places the organism in Eukaryota, Metazoa, Arthropoda, Insecta, Diptera, Tephritidae. The record is from RefSeq and is a predicted model, not a curated record.
GAUCGCGAAUCUACGAAUCAUAUUGAAGGUGAAAUUGAUGAAGAAGAAAUAUCUUUAGCUCAAAAACCUUUAUCGGCACCAGAAGAAGAGGAAGAAGAUUACGACGAAAAAGAAGGAAAAAUCAAGCGGCGAAUAGAGUUCCCCAGCGAUGAUUCUGACUUGUCGCAACACCAUAGCCCGCCCACAAUAAGUCAAGUACCUGAAACACAAAUAGGGAACAGAGAAGAGGAAACGGACCAAUUAAUAAAUUUAUGUUCGGGUACUUUUGAAACCCAGCCUGUUGCACCAGCAGAAGACAAAAUCUACAGUAAAAUUGUUUCAUCAAGUGAAGAUGAAGAUUUUUCUAGUUCGAAUAAACCAAGAACCAAAAAAUUUACAAAAAAAGUUAUAAAAAAAUCAAAUAUGAAAUUAGGGUUUUCUGAUGAUGAAGAUGAUGAGUCCGAUGAUGAAGCUGACAAAGCUGAGCAGGCGGGCGAAGAGGAGGAAGAUAUCUUAGCCGAAGAUGAUAUGCCCGCCACUUAUAUUGAUUAUGAUUCAGAAGAAAAUGAAAUAACUGUGGAAUUGACCAAGCAAGAUCGUGUAGACCAGGCUGAGAAUUUCUUCGAAAAGGAAGCAGAACUAUCGGAAUCCGAAUGGGGAAGCGCUGACGAGGACGAAAAAAAUUUGGAUCAGUACGACAUUGAAUUAGGCGACGAAGACGAAUUCGACAAAGAGGAAAUCAGAGCUCAAUUGGGAAAAAUACACGCGCGUAAAAUGUUGGACGAAGAUAUUCGACAAGUAAAUAAAUUACAAGAAAUGCUCUUUGAAGACGAAGAAGAUAAUUCCGCUAAACGAGAACGUAAAUUUAGGUGGAAAAAUUUUGACACUGCUUUCAAACUUGAAACAAAUGCAAACCAGUAUAUGGAUUCCAAACCCGAAGAAGGCAGUGACGAUGAAAACGAGCAUUUAUGGAGAAAAAUACGUUUCGAACGAGAGCAAGCAAUAAAAAAUAGUACUUUAAAUGAGAUUUCCAUAGAAGCAAAUACAUCAGUUUCUACUCCCAAGACUUGCGACAUUAAAAACAUAACAAUCGUGACUAUGUCUAAAUCUAGAAUUGAAGGAGUGGAAGAAAAAGAGAAAUCACCGUUUUUAAUAUCAAAAGAGCUUAUCAAAGUUGAAAGCGCAAAGGCGAGAAGCUCAUUUCUAUUACGGAAUAAAACGGCAUUAACAAAAACAAUUUGUUCGGUUAAAAACAGUAGCACUGAUGUAAAUACGUCACCAGAUAAAAUUGGUGUUAAAACAAUAAAUCCUAGCAAAUUUGUGUUCACAACAUUAACACUGGAAGAACAUGAGACGUUAAAAAGAAAGGCUGAUGACAAAAAUGAU